Aspergillus chevalieri is the source of this 1122-nucleotide messenger RNA. RefSeq lists its product as uncharacterized. NCBI's taxonomy places the organism in Eukaryota, Fungi, Ascomycota, Eurotiomycetes, Eurotiales, Aspergillaceae. Gene Ontology annotation, molecular function: methyltransferase activity. The transcript has 2 exons. The record is from RefSeq and is a predicted model, not a curated record. Bases 1 to 1122 code for a protein of 373 amino acids.
AUGGACGGAAAAGGCAUCUGGCCGUCGAGUAAAAGGACCAGCCAGGGAAUGGCUGUAGGGGAAAGGAAGGUGGCGUAUUCGCUGCAGGGGCUUGACAUUAAUGACUAUCAAGAGAAGAAGGAAGAGGAGGAUGAUGAUGACGCUUCUGAUUCAGGGUCCAUGAAAUCAACCAAAUCAUUCGAAGCGCAGAAUAUCCAUGUGACCAUUGAACAUGGCCGCAGAUACUGCGACGACUUCUACUUCAUGCCCAACGACGAGACCGAAAGUACCCGUUUGAACAUCAUCCAUCAGAUCUACCUCAUCCUUCUCGACGGCAAGCUUACCACCGUGCCCCUGGCCAAAGACGAGCCCCGAAUCCUCGACGUCGGCACCGGCACUGGCGACUGGGCUGUCGAAAUGAGCAGCCUUUUCCCGAAAGCUACCAUUGUCGCCACGGACAUCGGUAUCUUCGAUACCGGACUUGUGCAUAUCGACCUCCCCAACGUGUUCUUCCAGCUCGACGAUGCUCGCGAGGAGUGGACGUACCACGAGCCCUUCGACCUGAUCCACCUGCGCGGCCUUUCGGGCGCCUUCAACGACUGGCCCGCUAUUUAUCGACAGGCAUUCGAACAUCUCAACCCGGGCGGAUACAUCGAAAUCGCAGAUACAGACCCGGCAGGCGACUCAGUGACAUUCCCGAAUUCAGAGAGCUCGUAUUUCCACAUUUACACGGGUGCAAUGCGCUCUGCUGCCGAGGCAUUGAAGUACCCGCGCGACCUUUGCCAUCUGAAACCCAACAUGCUGUCCGCCGCGGGAUUCGUGGAUGUCCGUGUCUUUGAACGCACAGUCCCCAUCGGGUUAUGGCCGCAGGACCUGCAUGAGAAGACCCUGGGUAAAAUGACGCUGAUCGCUGUGCUCGAAGGUCUGGAGGCGUAUGGAUUGCGAUCGCUUACGGCUACUGGAUGGACAGCAGAUGCAGUCCGGGAUCUAUGCGAAAAAGCAAAAAUGGAGAUUAUGAGUGCGGACCGGAUGACUGCGCGUGUUAAGUUCAUGACGGGUAGGAAGCCGAUUUCGAGGGUUCAGAUGAAGGAAAUGAGGCAGAGGGAGCUGCUUGCCAGGGCCUUAAAGAAGGUUGAGGAGUGA